This is a messenger RNA of Frankliniella occidentalis (western flower thrips), 1849 nucleotides long. Its product is annotated as ATP-binding cassette sub-family G member 4-like. The record is from RefSeq and is a predicted model, not a curated record. Gene Ontology annotation, molecular function: ATP binding; ATP hydrolysis activity; ABC-type transporter activity. Gene Ontology annotation, cellular component: plasma membrane. NCBI's taxonomy places the organism in Eukaryota, Metazoa, Arthropoda, Insecta, Thysanoptera, Thripidae.
GACGCGAACCUCGAACCCAAACAGUCCAGUCCAGUCGUUGGGCCCGGCACGGCGCGGCGCGACACCGCGGGAGCGCGCGCGACAUCGACCGGGAGGUGCGCGAUACGAACGAGACGCGUUGCGGGGCGAUCGACACCCGCGCGCACGCCUCUGGAGCAAAACUCAAAGUGAAAGUGCCGAGCGGCGCGGCCCCCCGCGCGCAUUCCAGCGGACCGCGCGAGCGAGACGGGACGGGGUCGCCAAGUCUGGGCCCCCGCGCGGUGCGCUGUAGUAGCGCGGUCCGUGACCAGCAGCGUUUGCAUGUGACGGUGACGUGCCAGUCGUCGAGGGAGCGUCGUCGGCCAUGUGACGAGGAGCCAUGUCAGGCGUAUGCGCGUGGAGCCGACGCCGAUGCUGAUGAGCUCAGAGCCCGGGCAGUAGUCUGGCCGGUGGUGGCCGACAGGCGGUCGCGAGCCUGGACGCAGGCAUGACGCCGCGAGACCAGGCGGCGCAGCGCGCUCCGAGCGCUCCCGCGCUGGAGGCCAUGGAGGCCAUGGAGAAGGCGCGGAGCUGCGACGUGCGGCUGCAGAUCGACUUCUCCAUCAGCUACGUCGCCCCGUCUAGGCGCCAGGGGUGCGUCACAAAGGAGAUCCUAACGGACGUGCGCGGUAGCCUCCGCCCGGGGCGUCUGACCGCCAUCCUGGGGCCGUCCGGGGCCGGCAAGACGUCGUGCCUCAGCAUCCUCGCGGGUCUCAGGGCGAGGGGCGUGCGCGGGCGGGUGCUGGUGAACGGCCGCGAGGAGAGCCCCUCCGCGUACCGCCAGCACUGCGUGCUCAUCGCGCAGGACCUGGCGCAGCUGCAGGCGCUCACCGCCGGGGAGACGCUGCGCAUCGCCGCCGACCUCAAGCUGCCCGCGAGCAAGUACUCGAGGGCAGAUCGCCAGGCUGUGGUGGCCAACAUCGCCGGCGUCCUGGGCCUGGAGGCCUGCCUGGACACGACCGUGGCCCACAUGUCCGGAGGCGAGAGGAAGCGACUGUCCAUCGGCGUGGAGCUCGUCACCAACCCGCCCGUCAUGCUGUUCGACGAGCCUACCAGUGGCCUGGACUCGGUGUCGUCCGUGCAGGUGGUGUCGCACCUGCGCACGCUGGCGCUGGCGGGCCGCACCGUGGCCGUGGUGCUGCACCAGCCGUCCAGCCGCAUGUUCCAGCUGUUCGACGACCUCCUCGUGCUCAGCCCGGGCCGCUCCGUGUACUGCGGGCCCGCCGACCAGGCGGCGGAGGUCUUCGGCGCGGCGGGCUUCACCUGCCCGACGUUCUACAACAUCGCCGACUUCGUGGUUGAGGUGGCGAGCGGCGAGCACGGGCAGGAUCUGGGUAGGCUGUUCGACGCGCUGCCGCGCCUACCCUGUGUUGCCCCGGAGGAGGACGCCGCGGCCUCCGAGGCGGACUCCAUGCUGCGCCGGGAUGACUUAGUGCUGGACGUGGAGGCUCGUCGUCACACAGUGCCCGCCAUCGCCGCGGAUAGGUCCUACCCAGUGUCCUUCUGGGUGCAGUUCUCCGUGUUGUUGAAGCGCUCGCUCAUCGUUUCCUGGAGAGACAUGAACAUGGCCUGGUUGAGAUUCGCCGCCCACCUCCUCGUCGCACUGAUCCUGGGCUUCAUGUACAAGAACAUUGGAGACGAUGCGUCCAAAAUCAAUGGAAACCUGGCUUGCCUCUUCUUCUUUGUGCUGUUCCUGUUCUUCUCCAACGCGAUGCCCACAGUGUUAACAUUUCCCCUCGAAGCAGCAGUCUUUUUUCGGGAGUACGCCAACAACUGGUAUUCCCUGACGGCGUACUACCUGGCGAAAGUGCUAGCCGAUCUACCGUUCAUG